Molecule: messenger RNA, 1409 nt
Organism: Drosophila takahashii
Lineage: Eukaryota; Metazoa; Arthropoda; Insecta; Diptera; Drosophilidae
Source: RefSeq, a predicted model, not a curated record
CAAUUGUUUUUUUUCCGCAUUCUCCUCGUUAAUUUUAAUUUUCUAAAAUGAGGGGCAUUAUUAUCGUGCCCAUGGACUUGGAGCCCGGCUUCCGCAAGGCGGACAUACACAAUAUACCCGCUCUGAAUAGCGGAAUGGUGUUUAAUUUCUGCCUAUCCGCCGCCUCUGAGAAAUCAAAACAAAUGUCCACGGAUAAAAGUGAUCUCCUGACGGAUUACGUCCAGAUGCGGAGACAUAACGACAUGUGCGAACUAAAGGGACUCGUAUUCUCCGCCUCCGACUUUGCCAACACAGAAACCCACGCCAAUGUGGCGCUCAAGGUCGCGGAAAAGGCCCGGAUCAUCACGGAUGGCCAGUGCAGCCUGUGCCCCACUUCUGGUACCUGCGCCCACAUCGUGGCCUUCACCUUUUGGCUGCUCAACAAGAGCAGCGAUCGAAAUCCCUCGGCCGUGGUGGAGUUUUGGGGCCACGAACUGGAAAACCUGGUGCAGCCGGAGCCCACAUCGGCCACGCGGAUCUGUGAUAUAAUACCCAAGGACGAGGUGCGAUUAGAGAGCGAACAGAACGCGCAGGAGCUGAGCGCCAGCGAGGAACAGGCUUUCCUGCAGACCGUUCUCGAGGAACUGGGUAACUGUGGCCGGGAUUCCGCCCUCUACCGCCAGUGUGUGGACACCAGCGACGAGUUCGAGCCCCUGUUCGUGCACCAUGCGCUGCUCCGGGCAGCAGAGUACAACAUCGUUGAUCUGCCCAGCUAUGUGCAGCACACCGAACAACUGGCACAGACUGGAAUCAUCGAGAACCUCUACAUUGUGACACGAAACCAGUACAAAUCGCGUUUGUGGGUGGAGGUGCAGUACAUGCGCAUCCGUUGCUCCAUGAUGCACCUGAUCAUUAACCGCAAGAGUGCCGAGGAUGACGAUCAGAUCUUCAACAUGAUGUUCUGCAAGGGACGGGACAGGAACAACGAAGAUCGCAUGCAGCAGAAGCAGCACAAGCGAUUCAUAUUGAAGCAGACAGAGAAGCUGGAGAACAAGAAGUACGUCGAGUGCGGACUGAUUCUCCACGAGAGCUUCCCCUUUCUGUGCGCCGCUCCCGAUGGCAUCACGGACGACCACAUUGUCGAAAUCAAAUCGCCAAAGACUGAGGAGGACUUCGAAAAGUACCUCGAGGCCCGCGAAUCGAUAGCACCCAAGUACAUGGCCCAGAUACAGAUCCAGAUGUUUGCGGCCAACGUGAAAAAGGCGCUCUACUGUGUGCUGAGUCCAACGUUCGAGAUCAACGGAGCUCUGCACUACGUUUGGGUGCAGGCAGAUCCGGAAUUCGUCUCCAGUUUGCUGACCAUGGCCGAGGAGUUCUGGCGCGACAUAGUCUUCCCCCGCCUAGUGAAUAUCUACCCGCAGUUCGGUUAA